Colletotrichum acutatum is the source of this 456-nucleotide messenger RNA. Its product is annotated as DNA-directed RNA polymerase III, subunit Rpc31. The transcript is spliced from 2 exons. Gene Ontology annotation, biological process: transcription by RNA polymerase III. The record is from RefSeq and is a predicted model, not a curated record. The annotation marks the transcript as partial. Lineage: Eukaryota; Fungi; Ascomycota; Sordariomycetes; Glomerellales; Glomerellaceae.
AUGUCGCGCGGUGGCAGAGGAGGUGGCCGCGGCGGGCGCGGGGGUCGCCAAGGCCCCCAGCUAUCAUGGGACAACGGCGAACACGCACCCGACACACGACCUUCAGAGCUCUUUCCCGCCUACGCAAUUCCGACAGCAAAACCCGUCACAGACCACGAACAGGCAAACGUCAACGCCUUCCUCCUCUUCCGCCGCCAAUUCCAGGACGGACCCCUCUACACCCGCAAGCGCACCUGGGGCAUGGACCCGACAAACACCCGCAAGUUCUACGGCCAGGAACAAGUCAACGCCAAGUACGGCGUGCGCACCCGCGCCACGGCCGACCCUUUUAACGCCGUACCGACCUACUCGCAGAAAUUCACACGCCCGGAGCGCGCCCUCCCCGAUUUCGGCGGACGGCCGUUUUGUAAAGAGUUUUUCCCGCUGGAGCUGCAUGAGACGCUUGACGGGGACGAU